AUGGAAUUGAAUUGGGUUUGGACGAGUGCUGCCACUUUGUUUGCAUGCUACUUUUUUGUAUGUAAAUUUUUGAGGGGGUUGAAUGGGUGGUAUUAUGAUCUAAAAUUAAGAAACAAACAGUACCCACUUCCUCCUGGUGAUAUGGGAUGGCCUCUUUUUGGCAAUAUGUUGACAUUCCUCAAGGACUUCUCAUCUGGUCAUGCAGAUUCAUUCAUCAACAACCUUGUUUCCAGAUACGGACGCACUGGGAUCUACAAGACUCACUUGUUUCUGAAUCCAAGCAUCAUUGUGUGUGCUCCUGAGACGUGCAAGCGAGUGUUGCAAGACGAAGAAAACUAUAAGCAUGGUUAUCCAACGUCCACCCAAGAACUAACACGAAGUAGACCCUUCGAAGGUGUGGCUGGUGCAGAACACAAGCGUAUAAGACGCCUAGUCACUGCUCCCAUUGUGGGACAACACAUGUUAGUGAAGUACCUAGAACGCAUCGAGAACAUUGUCAUUAAUUCGUUAGAAGAAUUAUCUACCAUUAAGCACCCAGUUGAGCUUCUAACAGAGACCAAAAAGAUUUCCUUUAAAGUCAUCAUUCACAUUUUCUUGGGCUCUUACAAUGAGGGCAUCGUCACAAAAGUAGGAGAUUUGUUCACUGUUUUGUUCGAUGGCCUAUUCUCUGUGCCCAUAAACGCACCCGGUUUCACAUUCAACAAAGCACUCAAGGCACGUAAGAAGCUGGUCAAAAUCAUUCAAUCUGUCCUGGACGAAAGGAAGUUGAUGAUGAAAAAAGGUGAAAUUGUAGAUAAGAGAGAUCUUGUGGAUAUUCUUUUGGAUGUCGAUGGAGAGAAUGGUAAAAAAUUGGAGGAUGAGGAUAUUAUUGACUUGUUAUUAGCACUUGUAUUUGCUGGUCAUGAAACCACAGCAACUGGUAUGAUGUGGUCACUCAUACAUCUUACGCAGCAUCCAGAUAUCAUGAAAAAAGCCAAGGAAGAGCAAGAAGAAAUUAUGAAGAUGAGACCGUCCUCACAAAAAUAUCUAAGUCUUCAAGAAAUUAAACAAAUGGUUUAUCUUUCAAAGGUUAUUAAUGAAACAUUGCGUCUGGCCAAUAUUCUCUUUUCAGCUUUUCGAGUGGCAACUGCUGACGUGAACAUAAACGGUUAUAUCAUACCGAAAGGAUGGAAAGUGUUGGUUUGGCUAAGAGCUAUUCAUAUGGAUCCUGAAUAUCAUUCAAAUCCAGAAGAGUUUAAUCCAUCAAGAUGGGAUGGUUACAAUGCUAAAGUAGGAGCCUUCCUUCCUUUCGGAACAGGAUCUAGACUUUGUCCUGGAAGUGAUCUAGCCAAACUUGAAAUGUCCAUUCUUUUGCAUCACUUUCUUCUGAAUUAUAAGUUGGAGCAAAUAAAUUCAAAAUGUCCUAUUACUAACUUGCCAAACACCAAGCCCAAGGACAACUGUCUCGCUAAGGUGAUCAAAGUCCCUUGUGCAUAG
Messenger RNA from Abrus precatorius (Indian licorice), 1476 nucleotides. Its product is annotated as beta-amyrin 11-oxidase-like. The coding region runs from base 1 to 1476 and encodes 491 amino acids. The transcript is spliced from 8 exons. Gene Ontology annotation, cellular component: endoplasmic reticulum. Gene Ontology annotation, biological process: brassinosteroid biosynthetic process; multicellular organism development; sterol metabolic process. The record is from RefSeq and is a predicted model, not a curated record. NCBI's taxonomy places the organism in Eukaryota, Viridiplantae, Streptophyta, Magnoliopsida, Fabales, Fabaceae. Gene Ontology annotation, molecular function: iron ion binding; ent-kaurenoic acid monooxygenase activity; heme binding.